Truncatella angustata is the source of this 1527-nucleotide messenger RNA. RefSeq lists its product as uncharacterized. Lineage: Eukaryota; Fungi; Ascomycota; Sordariomycetes; Amphisphaeriales; Sporocadaceae. The record is from RefSeq and is a predicted model, not a curated record. The coding region runs from base 1 to 1527 and encodes 508 amino acids. The transcript has 2 exons. Gene Ontology annotation, molecular function: lyase activity.
AUGGCAACUCUCACACUGGCCUCCUGGGCCACAAACCUGACAUACGCCGAUCUAACACCAUCAGUGGUAGACUCGGCUGUCAAAAGUGUCUAUAACUGGGCUGGAUGCGCCAUAGGUGGAUACGGCCAAGACGCCCCCGGCAUUGCGCAAGCCACUACACAAGCUUUCUUCGGCGGGCCACCAACCUCGAGUAUUCUUGGCUCGAACGGGUCCAUCGGAGAGACAUACGCGGAUGCCCAGCUGGCCGCGUUGGUCAACGGCAUCGCAUCGCACAUCGAUGAUUAUGAUGACACUCACCUUGAAACUAUCAUACACCCGGCCGGCCCUGUUGCCAGUGCUCUGCUGGCUGUAGCUGAAUGGCAGGGUCCUACUACGGGCCAGGACUUUCUGACUGCAUUCGUUGCUGGAGUUGAGGCGGAAUGCAAGCUGGGACUGAGCGUAUAUCCGGAGCACUACGAUGUCGGCUGGCAUAUCACCAGCACGACGGGGUCAAUUGGUGCCGCAGUCGCCGUCGGAAAGCUGAUCGGCCUCAGCACGACCGAAAUGCAGAAUGCCAUAGGAGUCGCAGCGACUCAAGUAGUCGGUAUGCAGGAGUUCUUCGGGUCAAUGACGAAAUCAUUUCAUGUUGGGCGCGCCGCACAAGGCGGAAUGCUUGGCGCGCUACUUGCCAAGAAUGGUUACACCAGCUCGCUGCAGGCACUCGAAGCGAAAUACGGAUGGCUUCAUGUCGUUUCGACAAGAGAGAACGUGACAGCAUAUUUCGACCAGCUGGGCGAGGUUUGGGAGAUCGAGAAGAACACGUUCAAACCGUUUCCCUGUGGCAUAGUUAUGCACCCUACCAUCGACGGCGCUAUUCAGCUCCACAACGAAACCACGCAGCAGGGGAAGUCGAUCUCUUCCGUCAAGACCAUCAACUUGAUCGUCAACUCCCAGGUCCUAGUCCUGACCGGAAAGACAACACCGUCAACAGGCUUGGAGGGCAAAUUCAGCAUCUAUCAUGCAGCUGCUGUCGGAUAUCUCUAUGGCCAAGCGACUCCUAGCCAGUUCACAGACGAUGUCGUGAACAACUCGACGGUCAUCGAUAUGCGAAAGAAGGUCAACGUUACCACUGACGACGACAAGUACAACACAGCGCAAGCACUAGUCACCGUGGAGUUCGAAGACGGAAGCACCCUCGAGAGGCACAUCGAAAAUGCCAUUGGCAGUUUAAAGAACCCGUUGACAGAGGCUGAUCUCAAGAAGAAGUUCAUGGAUCAGGUGUCGAAGCAGAUAGGAGAAGUCAGGGCGGGCAAGGCAUAUGCCGCUUUCACGAAUAUCGGGAAUAUGUCUGACAUAGGACAGCUCCGAUCCGAAGGGCAAAUCCCCCGUCCUCCGGUACCUGUUAAACCGGCAUUUCUAGCACCCAAUCGCACGAAGAGUAUGGUUGAACCUCUUGCACUGCCUGCUGCACCGCAUCGUGCUACUGCGCACACCGCGUAUGAGCUAUGCACUCUGAUGAAACAAUGGUUCCCAGGACCCCGCGCCUAG